This is a messenger RNA of Salvia hispanica, 1479 nucleotides long. RefSeq names its product putative UPF0481 protein At3g02645. NCBI's taxonomy places the organism in Eukaryota, Viridiplantae, Streptophyta, Magnoliopsida, Lamiales, Lamiaceae. The record is from RefSeq and is a predicted model, not a curated record.
AUGGAGAAGCACUCAUCUUCAAAUAACCACGUCAACGGUGGAGGAAGCCGCCGUGAAGACUUUGAAGUAGCGGUGGACGUCGUAACGCUCCAAGACUUCUCAGAUCUCCUCCACAAUCAACCCAACAAACUCUACUCAGAAUCACACCGCCAAAUCCAAAAAAUCCCAAACCAGAUACGUCGCCGGAAUAUUCGACGGAGCCAGCAAGUGUACGACCCAGUGCUGGUCUCCAUCGGGCCCUACCACCACGCCAAACCCGGCCUCCGUCGCGCCCAGGAAUUCAAGCACCAGUGCCUUAACCGAUGCGCCGGCGGAGAUGACAAGAAAAAGGCCUUCUUCUACUCCAAGAUUCUGGAGGAAGUCGCUGCCAUCAGAGACAGCUACGCGGAGGCGAAGAUCAUGGAGAAAUACGACGACAAAUCGCUAGCGCUGAUGAUGCUUUUGGACGCCAGCAUCAUCAUAGACUUCAUCCAUAACUACUUGGGGAUGAAAGGAAACAACUUCUUGGACUGGCGUCGAUGUCUUGGCGCCGGAUCCUGGCCGUUGAUGAUUCGCGAUAUCAUGCUCAUGGAGAAUCAGAUCCCCCUACAGGUGCUGAAACUGCUCAUCGCCAUGCAGUACGAGGAAGGAGAAGCUGCUUCGUUUCUCCCACGUUUUUUCGCUGGGUUUUUAACCUUCAAAACGCAUCUAGUAGGUGUAGACCUCGAGAAUGCAGAUAUCCCUGAUGAAAUUGAGGAUCCUUCCAUUCACUUACUCGAGGCUGUUCGGAAAGUUAUAGUGAAGAAGAAGAAGAAGAAGAUGAUGAAGAAGAAUGAGAUUAAAGAGCAGCAUAUACUUAUGUCCGAAUAUAGCUUAGUUAAUAAGAACGUGUUCAUGUUAUCUAGGUUCCCCAUGAGGGAAGAAACAGUUGAUGCUGGCGUAUCAUACAUGCAUCGUUCAGUGAUGGAUCUCAAGGCCAAAGGAAUCCGCAUAAGGUCUGAUCCUGACCUGUCGCCUGGGGAGAUCACUUUCGUGCCCGGUGUCUGUUUUAGCGAGCUCCACCUCCCAAUUCAAUACCUAACUCCAGUGGUCGUGGAAAACAUGAUCGCCUUUGAAGUUCUUCCACAUGGAUGCUCUAGUCCGGUGGUGCUGUCCUACGCCAUCUUCAUGAAGUCGUUAGUGCAGAGCCCACAAGAUGUGAAGGAGUUGCAGGCCAAUGGGGUGAUGCUGAAUAGGUUUGGGAAUUUAGAGAAUGUGGUGCAAAUGGUAAAGGAGGUUGACACGUUCGGGCUGCAUGAUCAGGAUAUAUUCAAGGAUGUAAAGAGAAGGAUUGAAGAGCAUUGCAGGAGCAAGGCUAGGACGUGGCUUGCUGACCUGGUUUAUAGUCGUUUUCGGACUCCAUGGACUGCUAUCGCCUUGUUUGCUGGAGUGCUUCUCCUUUGCCUUACCUUUGUGCAAACAUUUUUCACUAUCUGGCCUACGAAUCAAAGAGCGCUUUAG